AUGCGAAUAGAUGGUAUGCGAGCGGCCGGGAUAGCACGCCUCAGUCAGUCGAGUUGGUACGUUACGUUCGAUUGUCGACCCCGAGCUGUCGUUCUGCAUUUGCUACUUCUUUUGUUAUUAAUACCGGCCGCUAAUUCGCUAACUUACUUUGUUGGAACUUCGGUGAAACAAAUGGGCCCUGCUGAUGUGACACAAAAGGAGCCGUUCCUUUCAAAAGACGACAAACAGACGAUCGUCAUGUUCUGCCGUGCUGCACUUUCCAGUUCGCUUAGUGUACGAAUUUUCCGUAAUCGUGAGAAAAUCAAGGACCCGUUGGAGCUGCGACGAAUCUGUGGCACUCUGAUCCGGGAAUUCAAGCGGCAACGAGAAAUCGAGGAGGAGACGCAGUCUUUAUUCUGA
Molecule: messenger RNA, 399 nt
Organism: Haemonchus placei
Lineage: Eukaryota; Metazoa; Nematoda; Chromadorea; Rhabditida; Trichostrongylidae
Source: the annotation of a GenBank genome assembly